Messenger RNA from Dioscorea cayenensis subsp. rotundata (Guinea yam), 1687 nucleotides. Its product is annotated as putative disease resistance protein RGA3. Gene Ontology annotation, biological process: defense response to other organism. The record is from RefSeq and is a predicted model, not a curated record. NCBI's taxonomy places the organism in Eukaryota, Viridiplantae, Streptophyta, Magnoliopsida, Dioscoreales, Dioscoreaceae. The transcript has a single exon. Gene Ontology annotation, molecular function: ADP binding. Bases 205 to 1101 code for a protein of 298 amino acids.
GAUGCAGCCUCUGAUGCUGAAGACAUUCUGGACGAAGCCAAGACGCAUGAACUACUCAUCCAGCGCAAGGAAGAGCUUUCUGGUCAUCCAAGAAGCGAGGUGCGUGAAUUCUUUCGUCUUGAUCAUAACACACUCUUGUUUAAACUUCAGUUGGGGGACAAGCUCAGAAACGUCAAUGAGAGAAUAAUUAGCCUCAUUAAGGAGAUGAACGAGUUCAACCUGAGGGUUGUUCAAAACAACAGCAUAUCUUGGAGGAACAGGCCUCAAACCCACUCAUUUGUGCGUGAAUCACGAGCUAUUGGAAGAGAUGAAGAUAAAGACAAGUUGGUGCAGAUGCUGAUCCGUGAUACUUCUUAUGAGAUAGCAGUGGUUUCUAUAGUCAGUAUGGGUGGGAUGGGUAAGACGACACUUGCUCAGUUGGUCUAUGGAGAUGAAAGGAUCAAGAAACAGUUUAAGCUACGCAUAUGGGUAUGUGUUUCUGAUGAUUUUGAUGUGCCAAAGCUCGCUGGAAAGAUCAUACAUACAGCUUCUGGAGAAAAUUGUGAUCAUACAAACAUAGAGGUGCUGCAACAGAGGCUGCGAAAAGAAUUGGGGCAGAAGAGAUAUUUGCUGGUAUUAGAUGAUGUAUGGAAUGAAGAUUUCCAAAAGUGGGAUGCUCUUAGAAACAUGUUACUCGAUGGAGGAGAAGGAAGCAGAAUUCUUGUGACCACACGCAAUGAAAAAUGCUCUCGAGUGAUGGGUGUUCAGAAACCUUAUUUUCUGAGCCGUUUAUCAGAAGAAAGCUCUUGGAAUUUAUUUGAACAGAAAGCAAAUUUUGCUGUAGGUGUACCAAAGCCACCAAAAUUGUUGGAGAUUGGUCAAGAGAUUGUCAAGAAAUGUCAAGGAUUACCACUUGCUAUUGAAGUUAUGGGGUGUAUCAUGCACUGUAAGAGCGAAGAAAGUGAAUGGCAGGCCGUGUUGGAAAAUAUUGAAACAUGGAAGUUACAAAAUACGCAAAAUGAAAUCAUACGAGAGCUGUGGCUAAGCUAUGUUGAUUUGCCUACUCAUUUAAAGAAAUGUUUUGCCUUUUGCUCCAUAUUCCCAAAAGGAUCACAAUCUUGAGGAAGAGAAGCUGAUUCAAUUUUGGAUGGCUCAUGGGUAUAUUCCAUCUCAAAAAGGAAAUGAUGUGGAAGUUGAAGGGCGAGAGGUUUUCACCGAGUUAAUAAGGAGAUCUCUUUUACAAUAUCAUCAUACUUCUCAUGCUGAAACAAUUGGAAGAGUGUGUAAGAUGCAUGAUCUCAUCAAUGAUCUGGCAUACUUUGUAAUGGAGAAUGAAUGCUUCCCAUCGUUGAGAAGCAGUGCAGCCACCGAAAUCUCAUUAAGGCCACGUCAUUUGCAAUUAGAUGCCAAUGAAAAUUAUAACCAAGGUGAUUGCUCCAUCAUCCGCACUGUGCUAUAUUGUGGAAGAGACUUAAGUUUGUUGUCAAAGCUGAAGUUGGUGAGGGUGCUCGACUUGAGUGGUACACGCAUUAACAAGUUUCCUGCAGCAAUUGAGCAUUUGCACCAUCUAAGAUACCUUGAUAUUUCUGGUACUCUAAUUAGGAAACUACCGGAAUCCAUUUGUAUGCUGGUUAAUCUGCAGACAUUGAAACUGUAUGGUUGUCGUGAAUUUUCCGAGCUUCCCAACAGCAUAACAUACAUGAACAGU